This is a messenger RNA of Saccostrea cuccullata (small rock oyster), 816 nucleotides long. RefSeq lists its product as uncharacterized. NCBI's taxonomy places the organism in Eukaryota, Metazoa, Mollusca, Bivalvia, Ostreida, Ostreidae. The coding region runs from base 172 to 792 and encodes 206 amino acids. The record is from RefSeq and is a predicted model, not a curated record. The transcript has 3 exons.
CCCAGUGAGCUGUCCAAAAUCAACGCUGAAGAACUGCAGUCCUAUUCUCAACUUCAGAAAAAACGUUUGAUAAGUGUAAACAGAAAUCUGGGUUUCUGGGAAAAGAGUAAGGCAGACAUUUCUGGAACUAAAGAAAAUAGAGUUGAUCGAUUUAGGUUUCCAAAAGGCAAAAUGGCAACUAAAAUCGUGGUAAACCAAGGCUACAUAGACAUGAUUGAGUGGCAACUACAGUCUCUCCUUCUAUAUAACGAAGUGAAGACAUCAUCAAUUCAUAAAACAUUUCUCUCAGAUCAAGAAGAUAUCUUGAAAAAGACUAAAAAUGUUGGAUAUAAAAGUUUUGAUAUUCAAGUAAUGUACAUGUUGAUCAGAAACCUUGGUUCGAAGAACCAAAGGUUAAGAAAAGGAAGAUGGGAUGGAAACAGUAUGCCAUCACCAGGAGAGAUAAGGGUGGGUGAUGAUUUAGAGAGAAUAAGGAUGAUCCGAAACUCAUUGGCUGUACACGUGAGCUCAGCCUCAAACCCUCAGACAGAACUCGAUGAGACUUGGUUGAUUUUGUCGGACAUCUGCAGAAAACUAAAAACAUUCACUAUAAAAAUGUAUAUGGAUGAUCUUGAAAAAUUAACUUCAAAGGAGAAAGAAGAUGCUAUUAUGAAAAUAAAUAAAACGAAAAAACCUCACAAAAUGAUGAAGGAGGCAAUGUCAAGUGUUCAAGAAUUUAUUAUGAAAAUGUUAAAGCCUGAAACAAAAUAUGAUUCUGAUUUAAAUUUUCAGACACAAAGUGAAACUGUUUAAUUCUUAAACUGUAUUGAAAUCACA